Cannabis sativa is the source of this 1482-nucleotide messenger RNA. RefSeq names its product 13S globulin seed storage protein 2. Gene Ontology annotation, molecular function: nutrient reservoir activity. Lineage: Eukaryota; Viridiplantae; Streptophyta; Magnoliopsida; Rosales; Cannabaceae. The coding region runs from base 167 to 1261 and encodes 364 amino acids. The record is from RefSeq and is a predicted model, not a curated record. The transcript has 3 exons.
UAUUGUAUUUAAGAUUAAAAAAUAGAAUAGCAUAUUUUGAAGUAAAACCCACUCCAAUUUAAUAUUCAAGCUAUUUUUAGAGUGUGCAUUAAAUAGAUAUAAUGUUCUUCUAUAAAUAGAGGAACUACUUCUAUUCUUGACUUCAUAUCAUAUUAUCAUAUAUAAAAUGGCAUUGGAGUUUGAUUUAACACCAAAGUAUAGCGAGAAGGUAGUAGAGGGAGAAGGAGGAGAGUACAGAAGUUGGUCAAGUACACAGCUUCCAAUACUGUCUCACACCAAAGUUGGUGCAGGAAGGCUUCUUUUGCACCCUCGUGGCUUUGCUCUUCCUCACUAUGCUGAUUCUCCCAAAGUUGGUUUUGUUCUUCAAGGCAAUAAUGGAGUAGUGGGAAUGGUAUUAGCAAAUGAACCAAAAGAAGUGGUAUUGAAACUAAAAAAAGGAGACUUAAUACCAGUGCCACUUGGAGCAGUGUCAUGGUGGUUCAAUGAUGGAGAUUCUGAUUCUAAUGAUGACCUUGAAAUUGUUUUCCUAGGAGACACUUCUCAGGCUCAUUUCCCAGGCAAUAUCACUUACUUUUUCAUAGCUGGGGGUGGUUCAAUGUUAGGAGGAUUCUCAACUGAUUUUGUCAAAAAAGCCUUUGGUAUGGACACUAAUGAAGAGGCAAACAAACUUGUCAAAUCCCAAAAUGGGGUUUUGGUCAUCAAAUUAGAUGACACAAAAACCUUGCCUAAACCAAAACAAAAUGAACCCAAUAACAACAACUUGGUUUAUAACAACUUGGAGCAGUGUUUGAAAAUAGAAAGUGGGUUUUGGAGUAAAGUGACAAAAUCCCAAUUUCCUUUCUUGGGAGAAGUUGGGUUGUGUGCAAAUCAUAUAAGAGUUGAGGCUAAUGCUAUGACUUCCCCUGUUUAUACGUGUGAUUCAUCUACUCAAGUGAUUUAUGUGGUUAGUGGAGGUGGGAUGAUACAAGUUGUGGGUUUUAAUGGUAAGCUUGUGUUGGAGAGUGAGAUCAAGGCUGGUCAUUUGGUCAUUGUGCCAAGGUCUUUUGUUGUUUCUAUGAUGGCUGGUCAUGAAGGAUUGGAAUGCUUCUCUAUCAUAACAACUCCAGAGCCUGUGAUACAAAAUUUAGCUGGGAAGACAUCUUUAAUGGAAGCACUAUCAUGUGAGGUGUUACAAGUGUCAUUAAAUGUGACUCCAGAUUUCCAACAAAAUUUCAUUUCAAAGAUGAGAUUGACAAGCAACUCCAUUAUCUCUCCCCCAUAAAUAUAUAAUAAACAAUUACUCAUAUAUAAUAUAUUAUCUAUACCUAUAUCUAUAUGAACUAUAUAUAUUAAUUUUCUGGUUUUUCCUUACUAGUAUUGGCACAAGUUAUAAUAAAAUAAAUAAAUUUGUGAGAGACAAAAUGUGUUUGAAAUUAAUUAUCUGAUCGGGUGAGAUUGUUAUUGAAAAAAUAUAUAUGAUAUUAAGUAUUAAUAAACAAAUUA